AUGGUUGAGAAGGAUGAGCUGAUCAACCGUGUUCGGACGCAAAUGAUUGGCAAGAUGGAUGAUAUAGAACCUGAGCAACGUACUGAAGAGGCAGCAACUUUUGUAUUUAGGGAGGUACUAGGAUAUAGACUAGGGUAUGCUAGAGGUCUAGGCGAGAUGAUAAUAUCGGAGUCUACGAGUAAACAUGAGCGUGAACGGGACAAACAUUAUGCUAAAGAAGUGAAAAGACACGAAAAAGAGGUUGAGUAUUACAAGAGUCAGUUUGAGGAAUUGAGGGGAGAUGUUAAGAGUACUUUUGGAGAGGCAGUGUAUUUGUACUGGCUUUUAGUAGCAGCUCUCUAUCAUCUCUCUCCUCAGCCGAGGGAUAACUUUUACGAUAUGUCUGUUUUCUUGACAACUUUUGCCUCUUCUGUUCUGCGUCUUCUCGUCUUCCUCUUUAUUUAUGAUCGCCUCGCGUACUUCUUUAAACUUGAGGCUCCAAAGUGGAACCUAGGGAACAUUUUCAAACAUUCUGCAUAUAGCCUGCUGUGGUUGGAUCCGGUAUACGAACGGUACAAUUCAUAUCGAGGUACGGCUACAGCCCACGAUUUAGCGGCUCGCUAUCCUUUCCUCGCUCGUUAUGCAGUCAAAACCUCAGCUGACCUUUACAAGACUGUUUUUGACCUCCUGGUGUCGGUAAAUAUCUUCCUAGGUCGCUUUGACUUGCGUAUAAUGCAGGCAGUAACGAGUCAAGUUCAAGAUGGAGCUCGAGAACACAAUCGUGGAGCCCGAGAUCAACAGAAUCUUUUGUAUGAUUUUAGUAAAAAGGAUGAACUGUGGUUCGAUUUCAUGGCUGAUACUGGCGAUGGUGGGAAUUCAGCUUACACUGUGACACGUCUACUUGCUAAGCGUGCCAUUCGUUGUAAUGGCACUAAUGGCACUAAGCUUACCUUAAAACGAGGAGACUUGCUACUCAUUGGAGGGGAUCUUGCGUACCCUAAUCCGUCAAAAUACACAUAUGAAAGGCGCUUCUUACGUCCUUUCGAGUAUGCUCUUCAACUGCCUAACAAUCAUAAGCGGGAUCAUGGUCAUGUUGGACCUCAGUGUUUUGUUAUUCCCGGAAACCAUGAUUGGUUUGAUGGUCUUCAAACCUUUACGAAGUAUAUAUGUGAGAAGAAGUGGUUGGGCGGGUGGUAUAUGCCUCAGAAGACGUCUUAUUUCGCUGUAAAACUUCCUCAAAGAUGGUGGAUUUUCGGUCUUGAUCUUGCACUCGAUGGUGAUAUCGAUACCUACCAAUUCCAAUUCUUUUCAAAUCUUGCAAGGGAAAAGAUCGGAAAAAACGACGCUGUGAUCGUAAUGACACACCAACCGGACUGGCUUGUUGAUUGGUACGAAACUGGUACUGAUGUCGAAAGGGAUAAUCUGUCAGAGUUGAUCUGUAACAUUUUGAAAGAAAGGUGUAAGCUUCGAAUUGCUGGGGACAUACAUCACUAUAUGCGCCACUCAAUGGUACCUGAAUCGAAUGAUUUAGUUUAUGCACAGCAUCUGCUUGUAAAUGGUUGUGGCGGAGCAUUCUUGCAUCCCACCCAUGUUUUUGGUGAUUUUAAAGAAUCGCAUGGGGUUUCCUAUCAGUGCGGAGCUAGUUAUCCAGACAAAGAAACGUCAAGGAGGCUUGGAUUUAGAAAUAUUUGGAAAUUUCGAAAGGAGAAUUCGCAAUUUGAUUUUGUUGGGGGCAUUAUGUACUAUAUGUUGGUCUUUUCUAUGAUCCCACAGUGUGAGCUUGAUCACGUCUUUGAAGUAGAUUCCAAGUUGGGUUUUUGGAGAACCUGUUUCCGUACGCUGUGGAAUGCUUUUAUAUACAUGCUGGAACACUCUUACGUUUCUCUAGGAGCUGCUAUGAUGUUGGUAGUCGUGGCAAUGGCAUUCACACCGUCCAAAGUGUCAUGGAAGAAAAGGGUAGCGAUUGGAAUUCUUCAUGUUUCUGCACAUCUCUCUGCAGCUCUAAUUCUUAUGCUGGUGCUGGAACUGGGUGUUGGGGUGCUUGUCCACCAUAAACUAUUGGGAACUUCAGGGUAUCACUCUUUAUAUCGAUGGUAUGAAUCACAAGAAAAAAGUAGGAACUUUGGUCUUUCAAAUGGAACACGAGCUGGUAUAGAACAAUGGAGUUCUGACCUUUAUUCUACAUAUGUCAAGAAUCUCAUGUUUGCAUUUGAUGUGCCAGAGCUCAUGGCUGUCACACGGAUCAAUAUUUGCAAGAAUGGGAUCGCAUCUCUCGCUCGAUUGGACACCAUUUUUUACUAUGGCUCAGUGUUCCUUUAUUUCUGGCUCUUGUCAACCCCUGCAGUUUCAUAUGUGUUUGGAAUCUAUCUAUACAUCUGUGUCAACUGGUUAGACUUGCAUUAUGACGAAGCCUUCUCCUCUCUUAGGAUUGCCGAUUACAAGGCUUUCACCCGAUUUCACAUCGACUCUAAUGGCGAUCUUCAUGUUUACACCCUUGCAGUUGAUAAGGUCCCACUGGACUGGAAUUUAGAUCGUCGAUGGAUGACGGAGCAAAAUGAACACCCAAACAAGUUGAGCUACAAUAGAGAUUUUCCCAGCCAAUGGGAAGCAGCUGAUCCGGACAAGGACCCGUUAAGUACUGUGAGGAUCAUUGACGAAUUCGUCAUUCAACGAUCGAAUACGUCAUGGAUUAGGAGAAAUUCCCCUCCAGGGGAAAGUCUUUUCACGAAAUUGUAUUCGCUUCUUCACCAUAUCACCAAGACAUGA
This is a messenger RNA of Juglans microcarpa x Juglans regia, 2745 nucleotides long. RefSeq lists its product as uncharacterized. The transcript has 14 exons. Bases 1 to 2745 code for a protein of 914 amino acids. The record is from RefSeq and is a predicted model, not a curated record. NCBI's taxonomy places the organism in Eukaryota, Viridiplantae, Streptophyta, Magnoliopsida, Fagales, Juglandaceae. Gene Ontology annotation, molecular function: hydrolase activity.